Molecule: messenger RNA, 324 nt
Organism: Halteromyces radiatus
Lineage: Eukaryota; Fungi; Mucoromycota; Mucoromycetes; Mucorales; Cunninghamellaceae
Product: SWIB/MDM2 domain-containing protein
Exons: 2
Cellular component (GO): nucleus
Source: RefSeq, a predicted model, not a curated record
GUUCCCACCAAAAAAACAAAAAAGAAGAAGAAGAAGAAAGAACCUGAAGAUCCUAAUGCUCCUCCAAAACCAAAAAGAAAAACUGGUCUUAACAAACCUUUGAUUUUGAGUCCAGCUUUAUCUGCUUUAAUGGAUGGUGAUAUGGAAUUAUCAAGACCAGAAAUUGUAAAACGGUUAUGGGUAUAUAUCAAGGAAAAUGAUCUUCAAGAUCCCAAGGAUCGACGAUAUAUUUUAUGCGACGAAAAACUCAAGACUAUCUUCCAUGUAGAUCGUGUAAACAGUUUUGGCAUGAAUAGGGAUUUAUCUCAACAUCUUACCAAAAAG